GAAGAGGAAGAAGAAGAGGAUGAAGAGGAAGAUGAAGAGGAUGAAGAAGAGGAAGAUGAAGAUGAAGAGGAUGAAGAAGAGGAAGAUGAAGAGGAUGAAGAAGAGGAAGAUGAAGAUGAAGAGGAUGAAGAUGAGGAAGAUGAAGAAGAAAACGAUGAUAACGGAAAUGACGAUGGCGAAGAUAAUGAUGAUAAUGAAAAGGAUGAUAAUGAAAAGGAUGAUAAUGACGAAGAAAAAGAUGAUGAAGAAGAAAAUGAUGAUGACGAAGAAAAUGAUGAUGACGAAAAUGAUGAUAACGAAAAUGAUGAUAACGUAGAAAAUGAUGAUAACGAAAAUGAUGAUAACGUAGAAAAUGAUGAUAACGUAGAAAAUGAUAAUGAUGAAGAAAAUGAUGAUAACGAAAAUGAUGAUAAUGAAAAUGAUGAUAAUGAAGAAAAUGAUGAUAACGAAAAUGAUGAUAAUGAAAUUAAUAGUGAGAAAAAUAAAAAAUCAGCUCGUAAAUCUUUACAUUUAAAAGAAACCCCAAAAGAUGAAAAUGAAGAAGAAAAUUUAGAUGAAGGAGAAAAUGUGGAUAAAGAAAAAAGUGUUGAAAAUAAAAGUGAAAAGAGUGAUAACGAAAGUGUUGCAAGUGAUGCAAGCGAUAUAAAAAAAAACGAUCGUCUAUUCGCUUCUAUGAAUGACUAUAAUUCACCCAAUAAAUUAUUCAGUGAACAAAUGAGUAAGCUGAAUAUUUUUGGAAACAUUAGUAUUGAUAUAGAGAAAUUAAGAAAAAGUCUAAAUAAAAAUAAAGGAAAUAUUGAUGAAAAGAAGGAAGUGAAAAUGACUGAAACGGAGAACGCGUUCGAAAAUGAAGAGAUAUUAUAUUCUGAGAGUAGCAUAAAAAUAAGCAAGUUUAUAAAAAAGAAUGAAAAGUAUGAUUGGUCAGGUUAUUUACCCGUGAAGAUUCAAAUAAUGAAAAAUACAGAAAAUAAAAAAUUUAGAAUUUUAUGUUUUCAAAAGGGUAGUGGAAGAUUGUUUUUAAAUACGGAUAUUUUUGAUGGAUUCAAAAUUAUACCAUCCAAAAAUUUGUCGGCAUUGUUUUCUGGAAGAGAUAUAUGUGAUGAGAAAAAACUCAACCAGUAUAUCGUCACCUUUAUAAGCAGUAGUUCAAGGGAUGAAUUUGUUAAUAAAAUUAAAAAUAUUACAAAGAAGGAUGAAAAUUAA
Plasmodium reichenowi is the source of this 1203-nucleotide messenger RNA. RefSeq lists its product as hypothetical. The record is from RefSeq and is a predicted model, not a curated record. Gene Ontology annotation, biological process: intracellular transport. The transcript has 5 exons. The annotation marks the transcript as partial. Lineage: Eukaryota; Apicomplexa; Aconoidasida; Haemosporida; Plasmodiidae.